UCCCUGCGGUCACACUGCAUGAUUUGUUUUUAUUAAUUUUUGGCGAAUAAAUUGGGACAAAUGAGGCAUCAUUGCGGGCGAUGCGAAUUGUGACCAGCGGGCAGCAGCAGCGGCAUGCGACACCGACAACAGCGGAGCAGCAGCACCUGGCUAGCGUUGUAAGGGAAUCCCCUUGAUAGGCGACGGCAUCCGCUUGAGAGCGAGACCCAAAAAGCAGCGGAUCACCCGCAGUCGAGCAAGUGGUUCCUCCUCAACCACCCUCCCCUCUGCUCCCCUCUCCACUGCUCCACCUCAAUGUAAAUUUUAAUUGAAGCCAAUUGAGCGCGCACACCCGAAAACAUAAAAAACACGCACCAAAACGAAACCCUCGAGCGGAGGAGGCUCCGUUGGACAAGAUUCCGCACUUAACCUGUUCAGGCGACGGUGGUGGCGGUGGUGGUGCAAUAAAUGGACAUAAUUGCUCUAAUUGGACAGAGCAGCAGUGGGAUCGGAGCACCACCAAUAGGAUGGCACAAUUCACACUCUACAACAACAAACACAGUGGGCCGCCCAGCAGCGACAGUCGCGUGGACUGCGAACACGUACCACUGUGCUCCAUUAACGACGUGCAGCUAAGGUUCCUGGUGCCCGACGAUCUGACGGAGGUGCGGCAGCUGUGCCAAGAAUGGUUCCCCAUCGACUAUCCACUAUCAUGGUAUGAGGAUAUUACCUCAAGCACGCGCUUCUUUGCGCUGGCAGCUGUAUAUAAUCUGGCCAUAAUUGGUUUAAUCGUUGCCGAAAUCAAACCCUAUCGAAAUGUGAACAAGGAGGUAAUAGCCAAUAUGAGUGAUAGUGAUGAGUUGUACACCAGGCUGAGCGGUUUUCCCAUGCAGGACAAGGGCAUCCUGCCGGACUCGAUGGGUCGUUCCGCCGAUGUUGGCUACAUUCUGUCGCUGGGCGUCCAUCGUUCGCAUCGACGCAAUGGCAUCGGAUCGCUGCUGCUGGACGCGCUAAUGAACCACCUGACAACGGCCGAGCGGCACUCGGUGAAGGCGAUCUUCCUGCACACGCUGACCACCAACCAGCCUGCCAUAUUUUUCUACGAGAAGAGAAGAUUCACGCUACACUCAUUCCUGCCCUACUACUACAAUAUACGGGGCAAGGGCAAGGACGGAUUCACCUAUGUGAACUACAUAAACGGCGGCCAUCCACCCUGGACACUAUUAGAUCACAUCAAGCACUACGCCUCCAAGGUGCGACACACCAGCAGCCUGUGCGCCUGGGUGGCCAAUCGAGUGCAGCUGGUGGUGCGGUGGUUCUACCACAAGCUGCUCACCCGCUUCAACUUCAUCGAGUAGAUCGAGAUCCUUCCGAGGCGCAAGCACCACGAUUAUGUCAUCCCGUCGAGCAUAAACAAACAUUUAUAUGUACACUGGCACCCACUCACCAUACAGACACACCUUCAUUAUAAAUGUUAGGCAACACCUCAGCAGAAUCAUUACGUUUUUAUACAGAAGAGGAGAGAAAGAUCUAGCAAAGAACAACGUCAAAGGUAUAAGUUGAAAGUUGUAACAUAAUUCGAUAAGUGUAUUAUUACGUUUUAAAAGAUAUCUAUCUGUUCGUUCACCGCUGUAAAUAGUCUUACGAUGUUUUGUUUGAACUGCUGUAACCGAGUGAUUUGGAAUAUUCCCCCUUUCUGUUUUCUGUAUGUUUUUCCUACCUUUUAAGUUCCACGCACAAGAAAGUCAUUUAGUUUAGCGACAACCAACAACAAAGAUGCUCAUGCUUUAAUGCUUAAUUUAUGAAAACUGCACGUAAAUAGCUUUGAACCGAGAAACGAAUUAAUGUUAUAUGGCAAAAAAACCAGUUGAAUACCCAAAAGCAGCCUCUAAAAAGGAUAACCAUUUGAAAUCAAACUCUGUUCGCUGUUUCUAUAGUAUUUUGUAAAAGUAUUUUAAUGCAUAUUGUUUCGCAGCUAAUUCUGAUUACUUUAGGCACAAUUUAUCUAGCAAAUUGUAAUAUUUUUUAAAAUAAAAACUUGUAAAGUUA
Molecule: messenger RNA, 2028 nt
Organism: Drosophila takahashii
Lineage: Eukaryota; Metazoa; Arthropoda; Insecta; Diptera; Drosophilidae
Gene: Naa60
Product: N-alpha-acetyltransferase 60
Biological process (GO): N-terminal peptidyl-methionine acetylation
Cellular component (GO): Golgi membrane
Molecular function (GO): protein-N-terminal amino-acid acetyltransferase activity; histone acetyltransferase activity
Source: RefSeq, a predicted model, not a curated record